AUGGUUAUCUAUUCACAAAACAUUGUUUAUGAUGUUUUGCCAUUGUUAAUGCUUGUCUCAUUUUUGAGAUUUAGCAUUACAAAAGCAACAUCAACAUUAUCGUUGACAAAUGAUGAUAAUAAUAAUAAUAAUGAUAAUCAAAUGAGACGAGCUGAUGAAUAUGUCAUGACUUCAGCACGAAUUGAUGGUAUUAAACGUUCAAAUGUUUGUGGAGAUGGUUAUCGUAUUGAAGGAGCUCUUCUUAAAUCUUAUUCAUAUUCUGAUCGUGAAUCAUAUUUACCUUAUGAAGAUUGCUAUAUGACAUUUAAAGCUCGUCAAUCUGACAAUCAAAUACGUAUUCGUAUUCUAUCAUUAGAUCUUAAUGAUAUUCAUAAUGGUAUUAAUUGUCUAGAUUCACUUCGUUUUUAUAAAUCAGUUUACAUAACAAAACAAGAUAAACUUGAUACUGUUGAAUGUGGACAAUUAACUGAACAAGAAAAAUUUCAUGUAAUUUCACCAACAGGAAUUGUUACUGCACAUUUUUCAACCGAUGGUGGAAAUGUUAAUGGUCAAGGUUUUAAAGUUGUACUAACUGCUUUUCGUUAUCCAAAUAAAACACAUCCAUGCGAUUCAAAUAAUGAAGAAUUUCUAUGUAGAAGUAAAGAAUGUAUUAGUAGUUUACUUUUAUGUGAUGGUGUUCCUCAUUGUUUGGAUAAUUCAGAUGAAUUAUCAGAUCGUUCAUGUGCUUCAAAAACUUUAAAUAGUGAAUUAAAUAAUCGUAUAACAACAUCUAAACGUCAACAUUGGCGUGGUAUUUUAAUAGCUGCAUUUUUACUUAUUAUAUUAUUUGUAUUUAUUCUCUUCAUGAUUUAUCUUAUUUGUCGUCGUUGUAUUCAUCCACCAAUGCCCUUAACAAAUCAUGCAAACAAAAAUUAUGCAACUAUGUUAAAUUCUUCUAAAACUGGAUCUAAAACAACAACAACAACAACACAAGUUGUAAUACAAAAUGAUAAAAUUGGAAAACGUCUUGAUGAUGAUUACAAUAUACUCUAA
Rotaria sp. Silwood1 is the source of this 1032-nucleotide messenger RNA. The record is from the annotation of a GenBank genome assembly. NCBI's taxonomy places the organism in Eukaryota, Metazoa, Rotifera, Eurotatoria, Philodinida, Philodinidae.